CUCGAUAGUUAUUAGUUUUAUUUUUAUUUAUUUUCUCUCUCUUGGACAACGAAAAACUAUCGUUUCCAACAAAACAAUAAUCUGUCAUUAGAUUAUUUAUUAUAUUUAUUUGUUAAUUAAUCAAAUAAAAUGCCAAAAGUAAGAAGAAGCAAAAAACCACUUCCAGAUGGUUGGGAAUUAAUUGAGCCUACUUUAGACGAAUUGGAGCAAAAAAUGCGUGAAGCUGAAACUGAGCCACAUGAGGGAAAAAGAAAGCAAGAAUCCUUAUGGCCAAUAUUUAAAAUUCAUCAUCAAAAAUCAAGAUACAUUUAUGAUUUAUUUUAUCGCAGAAAAGCAAUCAGUCGUGAACUUUAUGAUUUUUGUCUUGCUGAAAAUAUUGCUGACAAAAAUUUGAUUGCCAAAUGGAAAAAAGUUGGCUAUGAAAACUUGUGUUGUCUCAGGUGCAUCCAGACAAGAGACACAAAUUUUGGCACCAACUGUAUUUGCAGAGUUCCAAAAGGAAAAUUAGAAGAAGGCAGAAUUGUCGAGUGUAUUCACUGUGGCUGUCGUGGAUGUUCUGGCUAAUAAUUAGUCAAAAUCAUCAACAAGAUAUUAUUUAUUUAAACGUGACGAUCUUUAAUAUGACAGAUAACAAAUUUGACGCUACUGUUGAUAUAUUAUUGUAUUAUUAAUAUGUAUAAAAAAUUAAUUUAAUAAAUUUUUUCGAAUAAUUAUCAUUUAUAAAAU
Molecule: messenger RNA, 726 nt
Organism: Aphidius gifuensis
Lineage: Eukaryota; Metazoa; Arthropoda; Insecta; Hymenoptera; Braconidae
Gene: l(1)10Bb
Product: protein BUD31 homolog
Exons: 3
Coding region: 130-564 (144 amino acids)
Biological process (GO): mRNA splicing, via spliceosome
Cellular component (GO): nucleus; spliceosomal complex
Source: RefSeq, a predicted model, not a curated record